CAAAAGAGAGACAAAUCGACGUGUUCAUCGAGCGAAAUUGAGCCAUGAGCAGCGCCAGCACAGAACGGAGGCUAGAAUUGCCAGAAUGGAUGCUAGAACUACACAAGACCAAUCUUAAUAAGACCACCAACGCCAGCCAGAGUACGGUUAAGGAGCCAGAACGGAGGCUAGAAUUGCCAGAACUACACAAGACCAAUCUUAAGAAGACCACCAACGCCAGCCAGAGUACGGUUAAGGAACAAAGGUUGGGGAUAUCACAAUCAGAUCAAAGCAUCAAAUUGAAGAAGUCAGCUCGAAGGCGGGUGAGAAUCAUCUACUGCGAUAGCAGCGAAUUUCGGAAAAUCGUCCAGGAUCUCACUGGAUUCCGUCCGGCCGGAGGAGGAGGAGGAGAAGAAAGGGAAAAAGGUCUCGGCGAUGGCGAUGACAAUAAAGGCCACCCUUGUGGAGAAGGUGUCUCACCGCUUACUUUCCUUUCAGAUCAAUCACUGCUAUUGGCGAGAGAGGCAUCCUUGUCAAGGUUUCUCGAGAAGCGAUGCGAGAGACCAUUCCCAGAGCGGAGGAAACUUUUUCAAUGCAGGAAGUCGGAUGAAAAUAAAAUGCAGCCACUUCUUAAGGUCACGGAAAAAUCAAUCUUGGAUCAACCGGUCACUAUUUCCGUUGGAUCAUCCAUUAGUUUGGGUUCGGGCCUCUGUUCUCAUGCUGCUGAAGAUCAGAAAGAACUCAAGCCAUUCUUUGGGAUUGAUUUGCAUCAUGCAAGGGCAAGCUAUGUCAUGAACGAAGGAUCACUGUUGAGCGAUCAGAAAGAAGAAGAAAAUGCUAUGGUGUCAAGUGAAGCGGAAAAAGUAGAAGCUAUGCAGAAGCAAAGAGCAGAAAGUGACUCUGUGCCAAUGCAAAACGCUCAAGAUACAGAGACUGAACAAUUUCCCUGGCUAGUGAAAAAGGACGCCAAUCCUCAUGCUGCUUUGGAAAAAGUUCAUUUGUAUUCAUCACACUCGGAAUCGGAAGUCGGUUCACAUUGCCCAGAAUCAGAGUCCGAAGACACGGAUAAGAGGAUGAAGAUCGGAGCAAGUCCAGAAUAUAAUAAGAGAGAAACAUCGGAAACUGCAGUUUUGCAAAUUCGGAACACUGUAGAGCCAGAGGUUGAACCCUUUUCCUUGGAAGUGAAUGAAGACACUGCUUCUGACAAAGUUCAUUCGUUUUCCUCGGAACAAGAAUCUGAAGUUGAUUCAUAUUGCUCAGGACCGGAAUAUGAAGUUGGGGAUAAAAAGGCAAGGAUAGAAUAUUACGAUAUUAUGCACAUACCAAAGAUGAAAAAGGAAAGUUCUCCACACGCUACUUUGGAUAAUGCCAAUGCCUCAAUUGAUAUGUUAGGCGGCUGUGGAAAACAAGAAGGGAGACCAUUAGAAGGAUGGGGUGCCAUUAACUAUGACUCUAUAGUCAACCUUCUCAUCAAGUCCAUAAAAAAAUCUGACAAUGAAAAAAUUGAAAAAAUUGGAAUAUACGGUAGAAACGAGGUUGGAAAAGCUAUUGUCAUUGAAGCUUUGAAGGAAUCUGCAAUUUUGAGGAAUCUAUUUGAUAAAGUCAUCUGUGUUACUGUUCCUCUGAACUGUGACAUGGAAAAGGUGCAAAAGGAGAUUGAUGGACAAAUAUCUUCUAAUUUAACUGAUGCCAAUGCAGCAGUGGUGAAAGCAUCGGAAGGCCUCAAGUUUUUGCUCAUUCUUGUUGGCAUUAACCAACACACGAAGCUAGAGACAUUGACAAUUCCUAAUUCAACGACACCAGUGGGUAGCAAGAUAGUUUUUGUGGUUAGAUCAGGACGAUUAUGCAAUGAAAUUGAAGUAGAUAAGAAAAUAUGUUUGGACGAUCUGUUGCUGUGCGAAUUAUUUCGUCAGAAUGUGGGUGAAAUUGUUUAUUAUCCUAAAAAAGCCCUAGCUAAGGAAAUGGUUAGGAUGUGCAGGCCACAUUCGCAUGCUGUUAUUCUAGUGGCAAGGGCACUGCAAAAUGUUGAUGACAUUUCAAUCUGGGAACGUGCGCUUGAAAGACUGAAUGUUCCACCUACAAGUAAUGAAGCCGGUGUAGAAGCUCUUAUGGUUAAUGUAUUAAGAUUCAGCAUUGACCAACUAGAAGAUGAUAAAACUAGAAGAUGCUUGAAAAAUCUUGCUCUUUGUAACAAUUACCAUGAGAUUGCAUCCGAGUCUGCUAUAGGCCUAUGGGUCAGGGAUGGUAUUGUAGACACCCAUGAUGAAGGCCAAAAAGUCCUAAAAAAUCUUGUCAAUGCUAACUUGCUUGAAGUUGAUGAGAAUGAGCAAUUUGUGAAGUUUCAAGACCAGGAUCAGGAUAUAUUAGUGAAUUUAAUAUUUCAGCCUGAGGAAAAUCGUGUGUUUUACGUGCGGGGUGGCUUAGACUUGAGAGCCACCAGAGGUUGA
Messenger RNA from Eucalyptus grandis, 2426 nucleotides. RefSeq lists its product as uncharacterized. Gene Ontology annotation, molecular function: ADP binding. The transcript is spliced from 5 exons. The record is from RefSeq and is a predicted model, not a curated record. Lineage: Eukaryota; Viridiplantae; Streptophyta; Magnoliopsida; Myrtales; Myrtaceae. The coding region runs from base 45 to 2426 and encodes 793 amino acids.